CAAUCAAGAAAUCCAUAAAUUCCAUUACAGAGUUAGGAAAAGGGAUAUAGGAAGAAGAAGAGUUUAGUUUACAUAAAGUUGUAUUAUGAGGCUUUGAAAUUGAAACAUUAGCACUAAAUGUUCAGACUACUAAACUGCAUUGGUAACUGCCAAAUGCAUGAAGGAAAUUACAAUGGUAAUUAUACCAAAAUUCAUGUUCUCUGGAAUGAGGAACUGUAUUAUACUUGUCACAUUCCCUGCAGCCGUUAGCAUUGUGCAAGGCAUUAAAAAUGAAUGCAGAGUAAGUUGACCUGAUAAGAAAACUAUGAUCCCAACUGCUUUAACACAAUACAUACCCACAAAGAUAGAAUGAAUCACUUGCAAGCACAUUUUACCAUCAUGGAAAGCAAUAAAACAACCUAAUUCAGAUAACUACCAAAUAGCACUUGAACCAUUUUAAAAGCACCUUACUGUAUUUCAACAAUUUAGACUCUGAAAAUAAAUGCUUGUAAUUUAAAAAAAAUUUAAUUGCUAAAAUUAUCAAAGAAAAACUCAACUGUCAGAAUUAAAUUCUUGGUGAUGAGAAUUUUGUUGAAACUGCUUCUAGACAAUGAUCUCGCCUUAAAGUUCUAAUAUAAUUAGAAAACCUAUUUACCCCACUAACAGAUAAAAAAAUAACUCCUUUGUUUUGGGGUCACAACCGAAGUUGCUUGGGACUUAAUCCUGGAUCUGUAUUCAGGGUCACUCCUGGCAGAGCUCAGGAGAUCAAAUGGGAUGCUGGGGAUCGAAUCAUGGUCAUCAGCUUGCAGAUAAGCACCAUACCCGCUGUACUAUCACUGUGGCCCAACAAGGUAACUUAUUGAUUAAUGGAGAAUUUUAAAUGUUUACUUAAGAAUUACUGUGGGGAGGCAGGACCCCAUGCCCGGCCUCGGCGCCCACCCUUCCCGGAGCCCCUAGGAAGCCCUUCCCCACACAGCGCGCGUUGGCCGCCGGGACCGACCGGAGAACUCAAGGGAAUUACUGCGUUUGUGUUUUUCGAGACCAGCCGGCCUGUACUAGAGGGAAGCGUCUGCACCUGCACCUGGUCUCAAAGCUGUUUUACCAGCGAUGGUCACAUCUAACCACUGAAAAUGGUGUUUUCCCUGUAUACCAGGAUGGCACAAACAUUGCAGCUAUAAUGCUCAACUUAAAAAAAAAAUUGAGUUGCGAAAUACAGAGGAUGACAGCAUGGAGCAGAAAUCUCAGGAUGGUAAAAGAGGCCCCCCAAAGAGAGAAGUGCCCUCCAUGUUGGGGCUGCUGCUUGCCAUGGCCCUCAUGAACGUGCUGCUCUACUUCGGCCUGGACUGGUUCUUCCUUUCCCCUCAACGCUCUGAGGUGGACGCCAGUCACUGUCUCCCUGGUUCCUUCAGAAUGGGACAGAUGAGAAACUGCUCGCCCUGGCUGUCCUGUGCGGAGCUGAAGACAGAAGUGAGACAGCUGAAGCGUGUGGGGGAAGGAGCUGUGAAGAGGGUCUUUCUGUCAGAGUGGAAGGAACGCAAAGUUGCUCUCUCAUGCCUCACCAGUCUGGAAAUGCAAGAGGAUUUCCUGCACAGACUUCAGAUGCUCAAAUCUCUACAGAACAAACAUGUUGUCACACUUCUUGGCUACUGUGAGGAAGACAACACUGUUCUCACUGAGUACCACCCAUUACGCUCCUUGAGCAACUUGGAAGAGACUCUGAACCUUCCCAAGUACCAGCACAUGAACACGUGGCCGCAGCGACUGCAGCUGGCCAUCGCUUACAUGAGUAUCAUUGACUACCUGCACCACAGCCCCAUGGGCACGUGGGUAAUGUGUGACUCCAAUGAUUUGCCCAAGACGCUAUCCCAGUAUUUGCUGACCAGUAACUUCAGCAUCAUCCCCAACGACCUAGACGCCCUGCCCCUGGUGAACCACAGCUCUGGGAUGCUGGUGAAGUGUGGCCACAGGCAGCUCCACGGAGACUUUGUGGCCCCAGAGCAGCUGUGGCCCCAUGGGGAACAUGUGCCUUUUCAAGAUGACCUCAUGCCUCCGUAUGACGAGAAGGUUGAUAUUUAGAAGAUUCCAGAUGUCUCAAGUUUCCUUUUGGGACACGUGGAAGGGAGUGAUAUGGUCUGCUUCCAUUUGUUUGACAUUCAUAAGGCAUGUAAGAGCCAGACUCCCGCAGAAAGGCCCACUGCUCAGGCUGUGUUGAAUACUUAUCACAAGGUUUUGAGUUCACUUAGAGAGACUUUAGUGCCUCAGACAAGAGAAAUGCUCUAAAAUCCAGUCCUGUGAGUGAUAGGCAAGGAUGAAGUUAAGAAAACAGAUAGAAUCAUUGCAGGAACUCUGCUUCCUUAGUGUUCCUGUGUCCUGCCUCUCCUGGUGAUCCAGGCAGACAGAAGGUGCUAAGUUAGCUCAAACAACUGGAUUGAAUCUCCCACCAAUCACUCCCAGCUGCAGAUGUGGACAAAUUGAACCCAACCAAUCUGUGAAGGAAGUUUCCAAAAUCAACUCCACAGAGACUUCACCUACCUAAAUAAUUCAUCUUGUAAGCUAGUGAGUCGUGUAUAUAGAAAAGCUCUUUAAGUAGCCAUCAAUAAAGUGUGAUUCUCCAAAAUUAAAAAAAAAAAAGAAUUACUGGGGGGGGAAGGAACUUGAAGACUAAAAUAAAUAGAUAAUAAGAUACAACCACCUUUAGAAGAAGGGAACUGUAAUGUUAAAAUCAUCAUCAUCAUCAUCAUCAUCAUCAUCAUCAUCCCGUUGAUCGUCGAUUCUCUCAAGUGGUCUCCGUAAUGUCUCCAUUGGUCCUAGCCCUGAGAUUUUAGAAGCCUCUUUUUACUCAUCCUUCCUAACAGGUGACCAUUGGAGGCUCUUUCAGGUCAGGGCAAUGAGACCCAUUAUUGUUACUGGUUUUGGCAUAUGAAUAUGCCACAGGGAGCUUGCCAGGUUCUCCCAUGCGGAGAAUAUAAAAUUAUAAGAGAAUAUAAACUCCUAUGAAACAAGUCUAAGAGCUAAUUAGAACAGAUUCUAUUAUCAACAGGAAAGGCAAA
This is a messenger RNA of Sorex araneus (European shrew), 3029 nucleotides long. Its product is annotated as protein O-mannose kinase-like. NCBI's taxonomy places the organism in Eukaryota, Metazoa, Chordata, Mammalia, Eulipotyphla, Soricidae. Gene Ontology annotation, cellular component: endoplasmic reticulum membrane. Gene Ontology annotation, biological process: carbohydrate phosphorylation; protein phosphorylation; protein O-linked glycosylation. The transcript has a single exon. Gene Ontology annotation, molecular function: protein kinase activity; carbohydrate kinase activity; ATP binding. The coding region runs from base 1207 to 2055 and encodes 282 amino acids. The record is from RefSeq and is a predicted model, not a curated record.